GAAAAAUCAAUACCAUUCCAGACGUAGUGAAGCUCGGAGCAGAAUAGCUACGUAAAUGGAGUGAUUUAGAUAAUCCUUGUUAUUUCGAGAAAGAAGCGUAUACUAGUCGGUAUAAUCGAUAAAAACUACCAGUGUGAUAAUGUUUUCCGUUAUUAAACAUUCCUAUUGUUAUAAAUCUAAGCAAAAUGACCAUUCAAAUGUUUCAAUUAACUAAUGGCCAGUGAUUUUUGUGAGCAAACAAAACACAAAGAUUUGUGAUUAGAGAAGUGAAUUUUCAACCGAUUACAAGCUGCAUUUGGAAAUAAUUCCAAAUUUAGAACUACACCCCAAGUGAUAUAGCGAAUUGGAAAAUUUCCUGUUAGUGUUAGUACGUAUUGCAUUGUGUUUUCCACCCCUCGAGUGAACCAGGAUGCUGGAAUAAUAGGUGUUUCCAUGUAGAUACAAAGCAUGUGUAAUUACACGCGAGGGGUGAUGACUACAUUUCAGCAGGAAAGUGACAUUGAAACAAUUGGAGAAUUGUUCUCAAUGUUAAUUUUUACCAUAAUGGAGCAACAAGAAAAAAGUGAAUGACUUUCAAUACUGAUGAAUAUUCUACGAAAAGUGUUUGGUUCUGGAACUGGCUUAUAACUGCAUCCGCCCAUCGUAUUCCAAUAUCGUAAAACACUUUUGGCUCAACGGUAUCGAAAUAAGUUAAGGAGCAACAAUAUGAAAGACCUAAUGUGUGUUGUGAUUCUGAUUGUUCUUCAAGCGUUGAUUUCAGUUACUGGUACACCGUUGAAAGUUAGUUACUGUUUUCAGUACGGCACCACUUCUGAAACCAAUACUAACAAUCAGCUCAACCCGGAUAACUCCGAUGAUUAUGAAAACUAUGAUGAACCGGUUGAUCCGAGUGAUGAUGUUUUCAUAGAUAAAAAUAUGUCCACUGUAGUCGCAUGCUCACGUUACGCCACUUUCUGCUAUGCACUAUGGACAUUCGAUGCCACGAAGAAUACCACCAAGGUUGUUGUGCAAGGAUGCUGGGAACUCUCGGAUAAGAAGGAGUCGUGCAAUACGAACGAAUGCAUCAGCCACAAAGAGACCAAAAGUGGGCAUUUUUUCUGUUGUUGUUCGGGGGAUAAUUGUAAUGGAAACUUCAGUUUCGCCUCGACACCAGCGAUAACGGAUGGCAUCAGUUUGGGCACCGUGAAUGAGUACACCCCUUUUGCACCAUACACCUCAAUAUGGAGCUCACCGACAGUUUACAUCUGUUUCGCAAUGGUCGGGAUAAUUUUGAUGCUGAUAAUUGGGUUCCUUACAUGUCGGAAGACCACAAAAACAGUAUCUGAACUAGCCCCGUUGGCACCUUCCGGGCCGGGAUACAGUUCGAAUUUGUAUAAUGUGGACAAUUUGAAACUGGUAGCAAUGAUAGGUCAAGGAAGAUAUGGCACUGUUUGGAAGGGAGUUGUUAAUGAACAACACGUGGCAGUGAAAAUUUUUACAGCUCAGCAUAGACAAUAUUUUUUGAAUGAGAAAGACAUCUACACCAUUCCUUUGAUGGAAUCGCCUUCUCUACUGACGUAUUUCGGUUGCGAUGAACGCCGCACAAUGGAUGAUAGGAUUGAGUAUCUUAUAGUACUGUCGUUAGCUCCAUUGGGGUGCCUACAGGACUGGCUGACAGACAACCGAAUGCAUUUCAAUAUUUUCUGUAAAAUGGCUAAAUCAAUCGCUAGUGGUGUGGCACACUUGCAUACCGAAAUUCGCAAAGGCGAUCUCAUUAAACCGUGCGUAUGCCAUCGUGAUCUCAAUUCCAGAAAUAUUUUGGUGAAGGCAGAUUUAUCUUGCUGUAUAUGCGAUUUGGGCUUCGCACUGAAAACGUUUGGACCUAGAUACGAAAGCCGUGGUGAAAUUGCGUUGGCAGAAACUAAAAGCAUUAAUGAAGUAGGGACAUUACGGUAUAUGGCACCUGAGGUGCUCGAAGGUGCUGUAAAUUUGAGAGAUUGUGAGUCGGCACUGAAACAAAUUGAUGUAUAUUCACUGGGUUUGGUGAUGUGGGAGUUAUCAACGAGGUGCAGCGAUUUUUAUCCUGAUGAAGUAUUCAUUCCCGAAUACAGAGCACCAUAUGAGGAAGAAGUCGGUACCAAUCCAAGUUUCGAACAAAUGCAGGUGUUGGUAUCGCGGAAUAAGGCUAGACCUAGGUUCCCAUUGAACUAUGAAAGCAGUGUGGCGGUCAGAAUUGUUCAAGAUACGUGCGAAGAAUGUUGGGAUCACGAUGCAGAAGCACGCUUAACUGCACUCUGCGUCCAGGAACGUAUCCAAGAGAUAACAACAAUGAACCCGAAGGCCCAGCUUCACAAAGGACAAACUCCUCCCCUGAGCACAAAUAAUUUAAUCAUCACUACUCCCACAGUUCAGACCAGGAUCAGUCCAACAGCAGUGUCUUUCAUGGCGCCACCAAAUCAACAAGUUAUUCCACAUUCCAAUCACCCCUGUGAUACAACCAACGGUUCUACAAAUUACUCGAAGGUAAUGAACGUUCCGCCUAAUUCCCUUAAACAAAUCAUUCCACAAGGUUCACUGAAGCACAACAUAAAUGAGGCUUACAUUCCGGACGAAGAAGAUAAAUUCAAGUCUCUGACUGGGGAUCAACAACCUUCUGUAAUGUUCCGAAACCCUCGUGGCCUACCGAAGCUGGACAACAACGAAACGCAGCGUAAAAUAAAAGGUCUAAACAGCGUCAAAGCGAUGCUACAGAAAACCUUUCAAAAAACCAAUCCCUAUGUACAGCAGGACUGUGACGAUAAAUCCAAUCUAGUCGAUAAUUCGAUAAAAAAUAAGACUAACUCAGAAAGAUCACUUUCCGAUCUGGUUAGUAGUAAUACAAAUAGUGUCCACAUAAAAAUGAUAAAUGACGCGGAUAAUGACAUCGAAAAGCGGUCAGCAGAACGCCCGAAUAAUCUUGAUCUCUCGUCUGGCAGUGGUCGCUAUGAGCACAAUCUUAUACGAUCGGCUAACGAAAACUCCAAAUUUAAGGUCCUCACGGACGAUUUCACCAGUCAACCGUUCACAAUAGUCCAAUCGAGUUCGCCCAACCCGAAACUUCGAAUUGUAGUAUCAAAGUCUGCAAAUGCAGUGAAAAAUCUCAACUCAAGCUGCGACGAAAACAAGUUCAUCAAGCGACAGCGCUCGCUGGAGGUAUUUCAAGAAGUUUUCGGACCAAAAGGGAGCAUCGAACGAUUGCGGAAUCCUAGUCAGCGGGUUAAGACGCCCGGCGAUGUGCCACCUUCGGUACGAAAAGUGCGGGCUUCAAAAACGCUUUCUCUCUAUGAUGACCGCAUGAUGGACACCAGUAGAAUAGCCAACACGGUAUAGCAUGAGGAGGUACUUUUGCUGGAGCUUUAGAACCACAGCGAGAGAAUAUAGGUUGAAUAGUAAUUAUAGAGUACGUAACAAAUAAUGAAUCUGAAUAUAAAUACACAAACUCUUAAUACAGUGCACUCUUAAGUGUCACUUACUACAAUAACGGAAAGUUUGCACUUUCAAGAUAGCGCAACCCUUCUAUGUAUAACAAAUGUUUAUAAAAUCUUUUUUGUUCGAGGAAACUUACCUAAAAAAAUUGCAAUUCAAUAGAAUGGACGAAAAUAGAAUUGUUCUGAUGACGUUAUUACAACACAAAUAGGAAUAUAAAGAAUUAUUACAUUUUGUCAGAUGACCGACAAAACUCGUUUAUCAUGUUUUAAGCCAAUAGAAGACUUUUUCUAAAUAAAUUGUAGUAUUGUAGACGGACGCACCAAGUCGUGAAAGUGAGAAAGUAUUCAGUAAUUAAUCAUUAUAUGAGAAUAAAUUAUGCUGGAAUA
This is a messenger RNA of Toxorhynchites rutilus septentrionalis, 3833 nucleotides long. It is a transcript of the gene wit, whose product is annotated as bone morphogenetic protein receptor type-2. Gene Ontology annotation, molecular function: ATP binding; transforming growth factor beta receptor activity. Lineage: Eukaryota; Metazoa; Arthropoda; Insecta; Diptera; Culicidae. The transcript is spliced from 7 exons. The record is from RefSeq and is a predicted model, not a curated record. Gene Ontology annotation, biological process: BMP signaling pathway; cellular response to growth factor stimulus; protein phosphorylation. Gene Ontology annotation, cellular component: signaling receptor complex; plasma membrane. The coding region runs from base 706 to 3348 and encodes 880 amino acids.